AUGUGCUUACGCGUGGGAUUUUGUGUUGUCCGAGCCGAUUUUGUGUUCGACUGCCAUCGGCAGGCGUAUCGACUGUUGCUCUAUUUGAAUGUGAUCGAUUGCCUUUUAGUUUUCCGACCGGAUCAAAUUGAGCCGCCUCAGCCAUUGCUGUCAAAGUUCAAGUCUUGUUCGUCGACGAGCAGUCGGCGUCACGGCUAUCCGAAAAGCACCGGUGGCUGUUUCGCAUUACAGGACCAGUGUAAUUCGGAAUCGGCGGUCAACAGCAAGUCCCAGGCCCCGGCGCAGGACCGAAAACCGCCGUUCGAAACGACUGCCAGCCAGAAGCAGUUGUCGUCGAUGGCCGCCCAAGGCAUGACUCCGUUUGCGGCCGUCAACGAGGCGGCUAAAGUGAGGACGGCGAAAGAGGACCUCCCCUCAUGUUCGUCGUCAGCGGUGAGGGAGAACGCGUCGACGUCGCCGAACCAACAGGAGCCACCUGCCGACUGCCAGCCAGCUCAGCUUUCAGGCUCACACACCGGGGACGUUCGCUAUGACAUCUCGAAAAUGCGCAUCGACGCGCGAAUCAAGGAGUCCGGCAACGUCUUGCGGCCACAACAGAAUGACUGCCACGCAUUGCACAACGGAAUACCGGAAGUGUCGACCGUUUCUAGAAACGCUAGCCCAGCGGGAAACAUCAUCGAGCUUAGGAAGUGUCUGGUACGAGCUUUCGGAUUUUUCACCUCAAAAUUCAUAGAAGAACUUUGA
Molecule: messenger RNA, 744 nt
Organism: Soboliphyme baturini
Lineage: Eukaryota; Metazoa; Nematoda; Enoplea; Dioctophymatida; Soboliphymatidae
Source: the annotation of a GenBank genome assembly